Equus caballus (horse) is the source of this 834-nucleotide messenger RNA. Lineage: Eukaryota; Metazoa; Chordata; Mammalia; Perissodactyla; Equidae. The record is from RefSeq and is a predicted model, not a curated record.
AUGGAACCAAGAAACCAAACCAGUGCAUUUGAAUUCAUCCUGUUGGGGCUUUCAGAAUAUCCAGAACAGGAGACUCUCCUCUUUGCUCUGUUCCUCUGCAUGUAUGUGGUCAUGGCUAUGGGAAAUCUCUUGAUCAUCCUCGCCAUCAGCUCAGAUUCUCACCUCCACACCCCCAUGUACUUCUUCUUAGCCAACCUGUCCUUGGUUGAUUUUGGCCUGGCCACCAACACUGUCCCCAAGAUGCUGGUGAACAUCCAAAUGAAAAGCAAGUCAAUCUCCUAUCAGUGUUGCCUAACCCAGAUGUACUUUUUCCAUUUUUUUGGCAUCAUUGACAGCGUCUUAAUUGCUGUGAUGGCUUAUGACAGGUAUGUGGCUAUAUGCCACCCCUUACACUAUACAACCAUCAUGAGCCCACGCCUCUGUGGCCUGCUGGCUGGUGGCCCAUGGGUGUUUUCCUACUUUAUCUCCCUCACUCACAUCCUCCUGAUGGUGCGCUUGGUUUUCUGUGGUAGCAACAAGAUUCCUCACUACUUCUGUGACCUCACUCCCCUUCUCAGGCUUUCUUGUACUGACACGUCUGUAAACAAGAUCUUUGUGCUCAUUGUGGCAGGAUUGGUGAUAGCCACACCUUUCAUCUGCAUCCUGGCCUCCUAUGUUCGCAUCAUCGUGGCCAUAAUAAAGGUCCCCUCUGCAGGUGGCAGGAAGAAAGCCUUUUCCACCUGCAGCUCCCACCUAUCUGUGGUCGCCCUCCUCUAUGGGACCACCAUUGGGGUUUAUCUGUGUCCUUCAUCUGUCCGCACAGCCGUGAAGGAAAAAGCCUCUGCUAUAAUGUAG